AUUGUAGUUGCGGAAACAGUUCAAGAUCAGAACCAAAACACAGCAUCUUUUCGUAGAAAUCUGUUUCUUCUCGAUUACUCCGUAAGUUCGGCAACGUGGUGGUACCCACUCUGCAUAUUCCACUGGUAUCGUUGACUUUCGCAGUACGAGGUAGUAGGUACCCGACAAAAUAGAGUACUGUUGAGAAGUGGUACCAUCACAGAAACUAGCAUCGCGACAAUAGUCGAGUUCUGUGGCUCGUGCUCUGGUGAAAUCCUCGAAACCGUAUCAGAUUUCUCCACGGGCUGCUGCUGCAUUGUUAAUUUUCAAUGAUUCCAGCAAGAGAAAACAGCUGUAUUGUCGAGUGCGUGCAAAGAAACAUUGAGAAACAUCCGUGGAUUUUGGAGUGCCUUAAGUUAGCCAAGUACGGCAUCUACGCCAUUUCUCCAGUAUCUAUCUACAAAGUUAAGGGUUACUUGACCAGUUUGAUCCCUCUGUGAACACCAAUACUGGCUAUCGUAAAGAACUUAACUUCGAUCGUUUUGAUCUACCUGACGUUCGUGUGUUACACCGUGGUUUUUUUGAUACUACUAUUUUGGUAUUUGAAGUAUAUAAACGAGAUUUGAGACUGUGAAGAGGUCUGGUGCUUUGUUAUGUACUGAGAGUUCCCUAGGUCAUUCAGAGAAACUCGAAUAAAUUUUUAAAAUGAAAAGGCCUCCUGGAAUUUGGAUAUUACUAUCAGCAGGUGUCCUUUGGCUUAGUUUUCAAGAUGUCUAUGGAAUAAGAGCAACAUCGCUUAUAUUUGGUAAAUCCACAACAACUACUACAACUCCAGGACCAGUACCAAAUGUAACCGAUGGUAUCGAUACUGAGGUAGUCACGGAAUCCAGCACUGAUUCGAACGGUAAAAAUGUCACGAAACCUGCAUUAACUGGAAAUCCACAGCUUGAUUAUAUCCACGACCCCAACCUUCCUAAAGAGCUGAAUGGCUACAAUCUCUCAGAAUACCCCUUCUAUGAAAGGGUACCCGAUCCCGAAGAAAUUGACUUCAAGUGCGAUGGACUCCAUGAUGGAUUUUAUGCUAGUAUACCCUUCAAAUGCCAGGUUUACCAUCACUGUCUCUUUGGAACUAGAUAUGACUUCCUCUGUGCAAACUAUACGGCUUUCGAUCAGAAAACUUUCAUCUGCCAAUUUGUCUCCGAUGUAGAUUGCGUAGGCUCUAAAAAAUUUUGGCACAGAAACGAUGCCCUCUACCAAGCAGCAAGUACAACUACGUUGAAACCCUUGACCAUAUACACAACUGCCCCCCCAGCAAUUCCUGCUCCGCAGCAAGGAAAGGGUAUUCCAAGAUCUGGAGGAAAAAGGCGUAGACCACUUCUGCGAAGGCCUCAAUACGAUUAUUAUGAUGAUUAUUCCGAUUAUGAAGAAGACUAUUACGAAGAAAGACCAAGAUCGAAUAGAAGACGACGACCUCGUCCAAGGCCUAGGCCAAUAUAUGAAGACGAAUACGAUGAAGAAUAUGAGGACGAAGAGUAUGAGAGAAGAAAUCGAAGACCUUAUAAUAGACGAGGAUCAUCUGGUAGGAGAAAUAAGAACCGAAAUAAAAAUAGAGAUGCUGAUGAUGAUUAUAUAGAGAAACCAAAAGACAGAAAAAAAAGUGAUGAUGAAGACGAUGACUACAGACAAAAUGAAAGAAGAAAGCCUAGUAGAGAUAUUGAUAAUGAAGAUGAUAGACCGAAUGGAAAGAAGAAACCCCAACGUUAUGAUAAUGAGGACGGUAGAUCCAGAAGGCCAAUAAAAGAAGAUGACAUUGAGGAUGACAGAAAAAUCGAAAAACGAAAGCCAAUUCGUCAAGACAAUUUUGAAGAGGAUUACGAUUCCAGACGUCCAGUGAAAAAACCGAAAAGACCUCCACCAGAAGAUGACUAUGAAGAUAUUCCAAGGAACAGAGACAACAGACCUAGGAAAGGAAGUGCAGAUGAAAGUGAAACAUAUUCGAAAGGUAGUAAACCUUUGAUCGUUCCUACUACUGGUACAAUUUAUGACAAACCAAGAGUAGCUCCUAGAAUUAAACCUCCUGUACCGAAGAAUGAAGCGAAUAAAUACGCUUACAAACCUAUCAAAGCAACAACUCCAACAACAAUAGAGGAUGAGGAGUAUUACGACGAUUAUGAAGAAGAGCUAGCCACAAAACCUUCAAGAGGAAAAAAACCUCAAUCAGAUCCAAUAACACCAAAAUCGAGUGAAAUAAAAGAGAGAAAACAGAGUUUUUCUCCUUCCAGGAAUAGAAUGAAAGUAAGCGUUGAUGAAGAAUCAUCAGCAAAUAGAAUAAAAGUCAAACUUAUAGAUGAAGAAGCAUCUAGUACAAGAAAUAAAGCAACUUCAAAUGAAGAAGACGAUGUCGUUACACUCUCUCCUAAAAAAGGGAACAGAGGAAAAGAUAGAUAUCGUAAUAGGUCAAAUACUAAAUCUUCAGAAUCUAUUUCUGAAGACAAGAAAGUCGAUGAAGAAGAUACAAAGAAAAUUGAACAGAAUAAAAGUUCUGUGAACAGUAAAAAGUAUCCAGACCCUGAAUAUUAUGAUAGUGAAUAUGAAUCAGAGAAAACUAAGGAAGAACUUCCAAAUAACAAUGAAACUCCUAGAAAAAGAUUCAGACCUUCAGAAUCCAGUAUAUCGAGUACAACUCCUAAAUUACUCUUUAGGAAACCAACAGCACCAUCAACAGAACUUCGUAAAGAGAGACCUGAUCAAAUUGUGAGAAUUGUAAAAAGACCUUUUUUACCAAGUAGAGGGGGUAAUCCUUAUGUAGCAAGAGGCUUGCAGCCCGUUGGUUUCAAGGCUGCUAAGCAAGAAAUUGAAGAGGAAACACAAAAAAAAGAUAAUGACAACGAAAACUCAAAAUUAUUAUACGCAGAUGAACAACUACAACAAAUUAAUACAAAACCAAGAUAUAACCCAGGAAGUGAACCAUCAGGGUUUGAAAUCAGUGAAAAUUCAAAGUCAAAUAUUGAUAAUGUAAGAGGAAAACCACUAAGGAAUUCGGUCAAGACUAAAUUCAGCGAACCGAUAUCUGAAGAUGAUGAUGAUUUCAAACCGAUGAAAAGGCCAACAAGGCCUUCUUACGAUGGUGGUAAUUAUGGGGGCCCUAGAACUACUCAAAAACCAAAAGUUCCUGAUAGAAAUCCUUUGGAUAUCAAUGAACAAGAGUAUGAUGUCACACUAAACGACGCUCUUAAUCCAACAUUACCGAAUUUGCCCUUGAAAACCAAUUUUCCAACAGGAUUCAGUCCAGCAAAUGAUUAUACAUUCAGUGCAUUCCAACGUCCUAGAUAUGUUAUAGAACCCAUAUUGAGCUCAGCUAACGCUGAAUAUGUUUACCAACCUAAGCAAAUUGCUGUUGAACAACAAUACGAGACAGUUCCUCAAUCAUAUAGUUCUAGAGGAGAAUUUUUACCAAAUCCAAAUUAUUAUCCCAGAAUUGUGGGAGCCAAUGGAAAGCGAGGAGUCGCCCAAACUCAGUCGCAACCUUAUUACUGAAGCCAUAUCAGAUCACAUUUAAGGUUGAAAAGUCAAAAUCGAAAUUGUAUGGUUGUGCUGAAAUGAUAUUAAACUAAGUAAAUUAAUUAAUGGAGUUAAGUAUUUGUACACAUUAAAAAUACUCGUGUAAGAUCUAUGAUAAGAUAUGUAAAAAUUAAAUUAUAGAAAAUAAAACCCCAAAAUGAAA
Messenger RNA from Harmonia axyridis, 3703 nucleotides. RefSeq lists its product as uncharacterized. Bases 685 to 3516 code for a protein of 943 amino acids. Gene Ontology annotation, molecular function: chitin binding. The record is from RefSeq and is a predicted model, not a curated record. Gene Ontology annotation, cellular component: extracellular region. NCBI's taxonomy places the organism in Eukaryota, Metazoa, Arthropoda, Insecta, Coleoptera, Coccinellidae. The transcript has 6 exons.